AUGUGAUCGUCCCCUAAAACAGAGGCCAUGAUGACACAAGAGUGUACAGUGAUGGAUGCCUUAUAGCUAGCUAUUUGAUAAACCAGAGACUACACCCUCGCCAAGCAGCUGCCUCUCUUCCAGCAGAGGGUACCAAGGAACACUCAGGGUAGUUUGAAGUUCACGACGAAUGCCCCGCCCAAUCUCCCCGUUCCCCCGCUCUACCCGGGGGAGGAGGUGCAGCUGCAGGAGCAUCGGGUGGUGUGUACAGAGACUUUUAAUGAACCGGCCGUGGGUGCUCUCUACGUCACUAACUUCAGAGUCAUCUUUUGUGGGAACCUCAUUUCAGAUCCCGAGAGCCUGGACUCCUUGCAGAGUGCUAACUACUCGGGCAAAUCGAAGGAUUUUAGCACAGCACUGGGAGGAGAGACUGCAACCACUAUCUCCUCUAAAAUUAAGGACAAGUUUACCCGCAAACCAGAGCCCAACUUCACCUCAUUUCUCUACGCAGACAAUCCUGAUGGGGAGGUGGUGGAGAAAGACCACUCAAAAAAUAAGUUCAAGAUGAAUAGCAUAAGACGAACCAUUGGUUCUCUUCGUCGCUCAUCACCUAGAAGUCGACUGAAGACGGCCACCCUCCCACCACCGUCACACCCACCACCUCUACUGGACACCACCCUCAUUAUAAACCCAGUGACCUCUGAUGACCUACUAAAACGGAGGGGAGUUAAUUUCGACCCGGAGACUGCCAGCCAAGACUCGAGUUCGUUGUCAGAGUUUUCCUCCACUACCGGUACAGACGAACGAAGCGUCCAAUCGCCGUUGAGAGAAUUCGGCGAAGGGCCCUCCACCCCGAUCGAUAUAAAUAUAAAUGGCACUUUGCUUAGUGACACUCAAAUCAGUCCCACUUUAAUCCCCGAUUCUGGCUAUAAAGGGGACGGUUCCUUAGAUGUUACCAUGGACUCCAGUAAGUACCAACUUCUCGACAGUGGUGUUAACUUGAUGGAGGAUCGUGGAAACACCUCUGAACUCACUGGAGAUCUCUCUUCAAUUGACGAUCAUUCACCCAUGGCUAAAGUAGAUUUAAAGAAGAGAGCUGAAUUACGUAAACGUUUCAAGAAAGCCAAGUCCGUUGAUACCUCAAACAAAACACGCAAAACCUCUUUACAAAAGUCACUGACUGUGGACGUUCUUGACAACAAAUCACGGAAAGGAUCACGAAGAUUUUGGGAAAACUCGUUAGUUUUGAUUGAGUCUGAUUCUGAUUCAGACGAUUCCCUAGGUCUCCAUUCCAGUACCAGUCCUCCACCACAAACUACCAAAUCCAGUUGCUACAGCCAGAUAGACGAGCCAGUCAUCACUUCUGGGUACUCUAAGAUCGAAGUGCUCGGUCCUAGGAACUCAAGCAAGCAAGAACAUUUGGAACACUCUAGCAAAGAUUCGAAUCAUCAUUUUGGUGAUGCCAUUUAUUCAGAACCGUGUUUGGGCGCAGAAUCAACUAAAGACAGCCUCCAAACUCUGGACACUGAUACCAGACCGUACGCAAACAUGGAGAUUGCACGAGUAACUGAGACACAGAAGACAAUCCAUGAUGCAGCUGCUCGAGCAAGAAGCAAGUCAUCUAGUCCUAGGGUUCCCAAGAAACCGAAGCCGUUGCCACGGAUACUGUUACAGCAAGAGGAUGGGGGAAGGAGUGAACUGGUGACCAGUCUGCCCACUGACUUUAGACAUCACCCUUUUGGCAAAGUGCAGCACCCUAAACAACCCCCUCUUUUGUCCCCUCCCCCUGAAGAGUCCACACCUCCCUCAUCGUCUGAUACCACCCAGAGCUCACCGGAACAUCCAGGGGAUUCCCCACCAGCAAUGGGAAAUUCCCUUGCUGAGCCUGCAGUAAACCAACGCGGAGACUCUCCCACUCCUGUACCACCUCCGAGGAGGAAACGAAAAACAACAAGACGAUUGAAAUCCGAGCCCCAAAAUUUACCCCUACUCUCCCCGCCUAUUAGGGUGAACGGGUCACAUGACCGAGUGGUUACAUCACAUGACAUACCAAACAAAGCAGGACACAACGGAACACGCAAGAGCCUUGAUGAUGACUUUGUAGAUCUACAGGAUCCUUUUCUAGAGGAUGUUCUCUUGAGAGACAACUUCGAUACUGAGACUCUGACCUCACGUACGUCCAUGACUGCACUGCCCUCCUCACGACCCCACUCAGUGGUCACUCCCAGUGCCUACCAGAACACCGACUUUGCCUUCACUGCGGAGGAUAGAGGAUCAGUGGCGUACAGGUCCUUGCCUCCUCCUCGCUCUCUGCCAACCACCUGGUCACCACGCUCGGAGCUGAUAAGCAAGAAGAAGAAGCAAGCCAUCACCGCUUCUAGUACCCGCUAUACCCUGAGUGUGGCGUUCCCUCUCUAUUCGAUCCACUCGGUGACUAAGUUGCAGUCCGUACAUCUCAAGGAGCAAGGACUCAAACUUCCCGAGGGACUUCUCAUCCUCUGUCGUACCUCCCACUCCCUCAAGCUGCACGUACAUCCUCACAAUACCUAUGACGCUGAGUCCCUCCGAGAGCUGCUAGAGAGAACCUUCGUCCUAUCCAAGCCCCUAACAGAGCUGUUUGCAUUCCAGUACUACGCUGCCAUUCACCAUCCCAACCCCACCUUCAUUGGUAACAGGAGCAUACCCAGUAUAUUCAAACUGCCUGGUGAAAUGGAAAGACUGGGUCUGAUUGGCUCUAAGCUGUGGAGAGUUGCUAGGAUACUCAAUGACCACCCGGAUCUCUGUCCCACCUACCCCCCACAUGUAAUCAUGCCCAUCUGUACUCCGGACAUGGACAUAAUUAGAGGGGCAUCCCUGUACAAGGAGGGGAGGUUCCCCACGCUCACCUGGCUCCACCCAUCUGGUACUGCCCUACUACGUGCAGCCACCACCAAGGAUGAACGGGGUCAAGGCAGUAGUAACUUUCAGAUCGAUGAAGCUCUUCUGAAGGCCAUCUGUGCUUGUUCCUCGGGCUCAAAGGGACCGGCCACACUGUUUGUCUUCACAGAGAAAGGUGUCAGUGACAACAAGCACUCGUCCCUAGCACUCAAGCCGGAGGAAGUCAGAUCUUAUUACUACCAUAACUGCAAGUUCGUCUACUCUGAAGCUCCACCCACUUACAAGAGUGUGCGACACAGCUUCAACAAACUACAGGCCCUGCUGGAGAGCAAGCUGCCUGACGAGGACUACCUGCUGGCAUUGGACUCGACUAAAUGGCUGCAACGCGUGGGCGAGCUGCUCUCCAUCACUAACUCUGUCGUCAACGCUCUCACAAAGCACAGAGCUCACGUGCUGGUGGCCUUCGAUUGUGGCUGGGAUAGAACUACACAGGUGGUGAGUCUGGCACAACUACUAGUCGACCCCUUCUUUCGAACAAUGAACGGAUUUCAGAUUCUAGUCCAGAAGGAGUGGGUGUGGUUUGGCCACCCAUUUCGUGGAAGACACUCCUAUCAGGGCAAGACGAAGAUCAAGAGCGAUGGUCCCAUCUUCUUACAGUGGCUGGACGCUGUUUGGCAGGUGAUGAGACAAUGCCCGUCUGCCUUCGAGUUUAAUGACAAGUUUCUCAUGUGCCUAGCGGAAGAGUCAUACUCUGGUCGUUUUGGUACCUUCAUGACCGACUGUGAGAAUAUGAGAAAACAGUCUUUUACGGAGAAGGGUUAUGAGCACAUGAGUGUCUCCACACACACCGUCUCCUAUUGGACUUGGGUUGCCAUGGUGAACUCUGUAGGAACGACCUUCUACAAUGACCUCUAUGACCCUGCCCUAUAUCCAAGUGUGAUUGUCCCGUCACAUUCGCUCCCUCGGCUCCGGCUGUGGACCACGUACUACUGCAGAUACAAGACUCAGGAUAGGGUACAUCAACCAAGUGUAUUGCUGAAGCAGUUGGAAGUGUUACUGGGCACAUACAAGAAACUGGAAUCUCAGCGAGUGAGUUUGGAGCCCUCUGGCUAUUCUCCUCGGUUCAACGAGGAAGGGAAUGUCCCCCCUCCACUCAUGCCAAGAGAUGAGUUAUUUGAUCAGUCGCUAAAGGAUCACUACAGUCCCCCUCUAGUGAGGUCUAAGCCCACCCCCCCACCCAAGCCUGCAACGAACAAGCCGCCUAGAUUCCACAGCAUUGAGCAGUACCUACAAAAAGAAGGUCUUGAUUCCUCAUUGUGUAAACAAGUUGAACUACGACAGACCAUUUGCCAAGGAAACCUCGUUAAGAUAGGUGGUGUGCGUAAAAACUGGCUUCAGAGAUGGUUUGUGCUGGACUUUGACUGCCAGUAUCUAGCUUACUUCGAGAACAAAGCUUCGUAUGAGAAUCGUGAAGUCCCCAAAGGGGUGAUUCGUCUCACUGAUAUCACUAAAGUGUACCAGAACGUCAAGAAAAAAGACCACCUCAUGAGAAACAUUAUUACCAUAGAAACUAGCCUAAGGACGUAUUUAGUUCAGGCUCCAUCGAUAUCCACCAUGUACAUAUGGCAAACUUGCUUGUCAAUGCCACCUGACUCAUUUGGCGAUAGAACAAACUAAAAUUGUGAUAUUUACUAUUUAUUUAACGUCAAACUUUUACAGGUCUAGACUGUAUCUUUUUAUGUUUGAGUGUCGAUUUUUUCAUGAAUCAAGUUCUUAAUAUUAUAUAGCUCUGUGUCUAAAUUCAGUCAUGUCUCUUAAUUAUUAUUUUGAUGUAUAACACCUUUUACAAAAACCAUAUUCUCUUG
Molecule: messenger RNA, 4721 nt
Organism: Halichondria panicea
Lineage: Eukaryota; Metazoa; Porifera; Demospongiae; Suberitida; Halichondriidae
Biological process (GO): phosphatidylinositol dephosphorylation
Cellular component (GO): membrane; cytoplasm
Molecular function (GO): phosphatidylinositol-3-phosphate phosphatase activity
Source: RefSeq, a predicted model, not a curated record